Messenger RNA from Mesocricetus auratus (golden hamster), 1897 nucleotides. Its product is annotated as cytochrome P450 2G1. Gene Ontology annotation, cellular component: cytoplasm; intracellular membrane-bounded organelle. Bases 52 to 1536 code for a protein of 494 amino acids. NCBI's taxonomy places the organism in Eukaryota, Metazoa, Chordata, Mammalia, Rodentia, Cricetidae. Gene Ontology annotation, molecular function: iron ion binding; heme binding; oxidoreductase activity, acting on paired donors, with incorporation or reduction of molecular oxygen, reduced flavin or flavoprotein as one donor, and incorporation of one atom of oxygen. The transcript is spliced from 9 exons. The record is from RefSeq and is a predicted model, not a curated record. Gene Ontology annotation, biological process: xenobiotic metabolic process.
GCUAUUUAAGCAGGAUCUGGACCCAAGGAUGCAAGCCCUUGACUCAGCACCAUGGCUCUGGGAGGAGCCUUCAGCAUCUUUCUGGCACUCUGCUUGUCCUGCUUGCUCAUCUUGAUCGCUUGGAAAAGAACCAGUAAGGGAGGGAAGCUGCCCCCUGGCCCCACACCAAUACCAUUUUUGGGGAACCUGCUACAAGUCCGCAUUGAUGCCAUAUUCCAAUCCUUCCUGAAGCUCCAGAAAAAAUAUGGCCCUGUGUUCACUGUGCACUUUGGUCCAAGGCCAGUGGUUGUCUUGUAUGGGCAUGAAGCUGUGAAGGAGGCCCUGGUAGACCAAGCAGAUGACUUCAGUGGCCGCGGUGAAAUGCCUACGGUGGAGAAGAGCUUCCAAGGUCAUGGUUUAGCUCUGUCCAAUGGAGAACGAUGGAAGGUUCUUCGGCGUUUUUCUCUGGUUGUCCUUCGAAACUUUGGGAUGGGAAAGCGGACCAUCGAGGAGCGGAUCCAGGAGGAGGCGGGCUACCUACUGGAAGAACUCCAUAAAGUCAAGGGAGCUCCCAUAGAUCCCACCUCCUACCUGAGCCGCACGGUGUCCAACGUCAUCUGUUCCAUUGUCUUUGGAAAACGCUUCAACUAUGAGGACAAAUGUUUUCAGAACCUAAUGAAGAUGAUCAAUGAAACGUUUGUGGAGAUGAGCAAGCCCUGGGCACAGUUAUACGACAUGUUCUGGGGAGUCAUGCAGUAUUUUCCAGGAAGUCACAACCACCUCUAUAACUUGAUAGAAGACCUUAAGGACUUCAUUGCCUCCAGGGUCAAGAUCAAUGAAGCAUCCUUUGAUCCUUCAAACCCUAGGGACUUCAUCGACUGCUUUCUCAUCAAGAUGUACGAGGAUAAAAGCAACCCCAACACAGAAUUCAACCUUAAGAACCUGGUCCUCACCACCCUCAAUCUCUUCUUUGCUGGCACAGAGACAGUGAGUUCCACGUUGCGCUACGGACUCUUGCUGAUGAUGAAGUACCCCGAGGUAGAGGCCAAGGUUCACGAGGAGAUUAACCAGGUGAUUGGGACACACCGUAUGCCAGCCGUGGAGGACCGGGCCAAGAUGCCCUACACUGAUGCUGUCAUCCAUGAGAUACAGAGAUUGACAGACAUUGUGCCUCUGGGUGUCCCCCAUAAUGUCACACGGGACACUCAUUUCCGAGGCUACUUCCUGCCCAAGGGCACAGAUGUGUACCCCCUGAUUGGCUCAGUCCUCAGAGAUCCCAAAUACUUCCGCUACCCCGAUGCUUUUUAUCCUCAACACUUCCUGGAUGAACAAGGGCGCUUCAAGAAGAACGAUGCCUUUGUGGCCUUUUCCUCUGGAAAGCGCAUCUGCGUCGGGGAAGCCCUGGCCCGCAUGGAACUCUUCCUCUACUUCACCUCCAUCCUUCAGAGGUUCUCCUUACGGUCUCUGGUGCCUCCUGCUGAUAUUGACAUCUCUCACAGGAUCUCAGGCUUUGGCAACAUCCCCCCCACUUAUCAGCUCUGCUUCAUGGCCCGCUGAGGCCAACACAGAGAGCUGAGAGCUAAGCUCUGCAGGAGCUCACCUACGCCUGCCCUCCCCUGCCUCCUCAAUCCUCCCCACACUGAAAGAAGUCACUCUCUCUGCUGUGCCGAGGCCACGGGUCAGGAGAGGUGUCUGGAAACACACUGCUGGGUUUAUAAAGCACAUCUGUAGCCACAGUUUGGAGCGAAGCCUGAAGGUUUAAUUAAGUUCACUGAAUUUCUCAACCUUGGUCUCUGUCCACCCCAAACUCUUACAGACACUGUGUGUUUCUCCAGCCCCCGUAGUGACCAGAACGUACUCUGUAAUUCUCUCCUGUUUGCUUGUGCUUCUCCACCCCAGUAAAGAACUGUUGUCCAGA